Molecule: messenger RNA, 3989 nt
Organism: Leptopilina heterotoma
Lineage: Eukaryota; Metazoa; Arthropoda; Insecta; Hymenoptera; Figitidae
Gene: Stat92E
Product: signal transducer and activator of transcription 5B
Exons: 13
Coding region: 881-3457 (858 amino acids)
Biological process (GO): cell surface receptor signaling pathway via JAK-STAT; regulation of cell population proliferation; regulation of transcription by RNA polymerase II
Molecular function (GO): DNA-binding transcription factor activity, RNA polymerase II-specific; RNA polymerase II cis-regulatory region sequence-specific DNA binding
Source: RefSeq, a predicted model, not a curated record
CUUGAUUCCGCGCUUUUUCUUCGGGUUUUGAGGUUAGGUUAUAACAAAGAAAGUGUUGCUCGUGUUGCCGGUUGCAGAAUUCUAAUUAAUUCUUUUCAUCAUCAUAUAGUAAAUAAUACUCGUGGGAAAGAGUGAAUUGGAAACAAAGAGAUACAACACGGAACAUGUAAAACAUUUAAAAUCAGGCCUUCCUGCUGUAUCCGAUUGACCACGGAACAAUUGCGAUAAACAUCUUUCAUGGACUAGAAUGACUUUAGAGAAUAUUUUUCAAUAUUUCGGAAAAAAAGACGUGGAAAGGAUUUUUAAAUAGGUAGUUGCGGCGAGGAUGUGUGUGAUGACUGUCUUUGUAAAAGUUCAUCUCAUGGAUCUUCAUCUCUAGUGACCUCGUGGCACGGAUAGUACAAAUGGAUUUUUAGACACUCUGGACCGUCCGAUAAACUCGAUUCACUGCACAACACUGAACUUGAUAUAAUGUCUUCUGAAACUCUGUUUUUUCUGGUAUAAUAAUGAUGAUGAUGAUGAUGACGCAGGACGCGACCGGAUUUCUUUGUCAAACUGUUCGCGCAGCACGAGGAUCCCGCCAAAAACUCUAUCAGCUGUCCUGGAUUUCAUCUUUUUGCCGAGCUUGAUGCACUGCUUCUAAAGAUUCAUCGGGAAGCUGAAAAAUUUUUGGGCACAACAAAGGCUAUUGAAGAACUAGAGCAAGAGAAGAGAUCCUUUAAUAAAGGAAUAGAAAAACGAGGUCCUCUUUGUGAUUGGAGGUCGUAAAAACUGUGUCAAAGUGGAUGAAAAUCUUUCGAUUUGAAGAAAGGAGCCGCACGUGAAUUUUAUUCCCUUUUCAAAUCAGGAUCAAACACAUGAGAAGGUGAUUUUUGAAACAAUGGAUUCUUCGGACUUUGAUGAUCCAACGAUGGAUGCAAUUACAAAUAUUCUAACAGAUCUGGAUGAGGAAAUAAUUGCACCAGGAUCAAACGAUACAAAAAUGUCGCUUUGGGAGAAAGCUCAACGAUUGCCACAACAUGCUCUGCAACAAGUACGAAACAUUUACGGAGAUCAUUUCCCCAUUGAAGUUCGACAUUUUUUAUCAACAUGGCUCGAAGACAAAAUGUGGAAUACCAUAGAUGCCGAAAAUCCACAAUAUGAACAAUACAUCGCUACAAUGGUCGGGUCCUUCAUUCAGGAGCUUGAAUCGAAAGCCAAUUCUCUUCAUACAAGUGAUCUUUUUCCAACAAAAAUGAAACUCUCCGAAGCAGCAGUACAAUUUCGCCAAAGAUAUAGUCAGAAUCCAAUAGCAUUAUUCAAGUUAAUAAGGCAUUGUCUGUUGACGGAGAUGAAAUUAGUAUCGCAAGUGGAGGAUUUGGGCAAUACAAUGAUGAUGAUGGCUGAUCCAAUGAUGAGCGGCGACACUGCCACUGAAAUUGCACAACAAGUUGAUGCCCUUCGUCGGCAAACACACGAGACUGGCGAGGAACUUCGUAAAAUGGAACAAGAAUUAGAAGGCUUUGCUUUAAGCUAUCAUGAAUGUACAAAAAUUAAUGCAACUCUGCAACAUUUAUCGACACAACCCCAGAAUCAUCAGAAUAUUGACUACGAAAAGAAAAUCUCAAGACAAAAGGAGCAACAAGAGCAAUUAUUAAAUCACAAAGUGGCAACAAUGCUGCAACUUCGUUUGAGUAUAGCGGACAAAUUGAAAGAUAAUGUAGGAAAAUUGAGUAUUUUACAAUCGAGAGUUCUCGAUGACGAAUUACUCAGGUGGAAGAGAGAUCAGCAAUUAGCGGGCAAUGGAGCAUCGUUUAACAGUAAUUUAGACACAAUUCAAGAAUGGUGCGAGAAUCUUGCGGAAUUAAUUUGGUUGAAUCGUCAGCAAAUAAAAGAAGCCGAAAGACUUAAGCAAAAAUCGGUACGCGAUCCUCCUGGCCUACAGGAUGUACUUCCCGCUUUAAAUUCUCAAGUCACUCAACUUUUGAGCUCACUGGUAACAAGCACCUUUAUCAUUGAGAAGCAACCACCUCAAGUAAUGAAAACAAACACACGAUUCACAAGUACCGUACGUCUAUUGGUUGGCGGUAAAUUGAAUGUACAUAUGACACCGCCGCAGGUAAAAGUGAGCAUAAUAAGUGAGUCGCAAGCACUUGCACUUUUAAAGACAGACACAAAAAUGGCGAAGGUGACAAAUGAGGCGAGUGGCGAUAUACUGAAUAAUACAGGAACAAUGGAAUAUCAUUCAGCGACGAGGCAGUUAUCCGUUAGUUUCAGAAAUAUGCAAUUGAAAAAGAUCAAACGUGCCGAGAAAAAAGGAACUGAAUCGGUAAUGGAUGAAAAGUUUUCUCUUUUCUUCCAGUCACAAUUCAGCGUUGGUGGCGGUGAACUCGUCUUCCAGGUAUGGACUUUAAGCCUGCCGGUUGUCGUGAUUGUUCACGGUAAUCAAGAGCCACAUGCAUGGGCAACAGUCACUUGGGAUAAUGCGUUUGCUGAGCCGGGACGAGUUCCCUUUGUCAUUCCAGAUAAAGUGCCAUGGGGUCAGGUAGCUACGGCUUUAAAUGUGAAAUUCAAGUCGGCAACUGGACGUUGUUUAACUGAGGACAACCUUCGUUUUCUCGCUGAGAAAGCUUUUCGUAAUACCCAUCCACUUAAUCAAGACUAUACCAAUCUUCUUCUCAGUUGGGCACAAUUUUGCAAAGAGCCAUUGCCAGAGAGGAAUUUCACAUUUUGGGAAUGGUUUUAUGCUGUUAUGAAACUAACGCGAGAACAUUUGAGGAACCCGUGGAUCGACGGAUACAUUCUUGGUUUCUUGAGGAAGAGGCAGGCUGAGGAGAUGUUGGCCAAUUGUCCUUCCGGCACUUUCCUCAUGAGAUUCUCUGAUUCAGAACUGGGCGGUGUGACGAUUGCUUGGGUUGGAGAUACAUCCGAAGUGUUUAUGCUCCAACCAUUCACAAGUAAAGAUUUUGCGAUUAGGAGUUUGCCUGAUCGGGUCUCUGAUUUGCAGCAUUUGCUUUAUCUUUAUCCAGAUAUUUCAAAAGAUCAAGCAUUUUCAAAGUACUAUACUCCCUUUUCAGAGAAUACAUCAGUAACUAAUGGAUAUGUUCGACCACUCUUGGUGACACACGUGCCAGGUUGGGGUGGACCUUCAAUGGGUGGUCAAACUCCUUCGCAUUCAUCAGUUGUCGGAGUAGGAGGAUCGAGUCAAGGUGGUCCUGGCGGUAGUUAUCCCGCUACUCCCUCAACAAUGUUCCAAGCACACAGUCCAGAUCCGUCGGUGACACGAGAUACUCCCUCGGUCGCUUCCAGUUACGCUCCGGGUCUUGGCCAGACGGGAACUGGAAGGUCAAAUUCGGAUAUGGAGUACGUUGAUAUGAUGGGUCAAGAUCUUCCUAUUGUCGAAGAGAACCUCAGCCUAGAACAGAUCAGCAAUUUUAAUUUUCCCGAGUUCAUCCAGAACUACGCAAGACCUCAAUAGGUAUGUGUUUUUUUUUGUUCAAAUGAUUUUUUUUGUCAAUUGUAAUUCUCGUCACGAAAUUAAAAGAGCAUUUUUUAGUGUCUCGAGAAAUUUUUUUUUUGUUAAUUAGCCAAACAAGAUUCAUACAAUAAUCUUAUUUAUGUCUAUGAUAAAUACAGCUAUUAAUGUGUGCAAUAUUUUUUUUGGGCCGAGACUGAUUAUGUAAUUUGUGGGAUAAUGGCUCCAAAUUUCGAACGUGACAUUUAUUCCUUUAAUUUUUCUUUUUAAACAGUAUAAAUAGAUUUCAUUUCAGUGCCUUUUUAUUGUCAGUACCUGAUGGCAAAUUUUGAAACUUCGUGUAAAUUGUUCGCAACAAAAAUAUAAUACGUAUACGUUACUUAUGGAUAAUUUUUUGAGUUUCAAUUUUUUGUUUUUAUUCGUUCGUUUUAAUUUUCAUGUCGAAAUUAAUUCUAAACGAUUUUUAAUUUUUCAGAGUAGAAAUGUCAAAAAAUUUUCGUCGGUGAAGUUCAUAAGGUUUAUGAUCAACGAUUGA